Messenger RNA from Puntigrus tetrazona (Sumatra barb), 6028 nucleotides. RefSeq names its product dynamin 1b (gene dnm1b). Gene Ontology annotation, molecular function: microtubule binding; GTP binding; GTPase activity. The record is from RefSeq and is a predicted model, not a curated record. The coding region runs from base 215 to 2755 and encodes 846 amino acids. The transcript has 22 exons. Lineage: Eukaryota; Metazoa; Chordata; Actinopteri; Cypriniformes; Cyprinidae. Gene Ontology annotation, cellular component: membrane; microtubule; cytoplasm.
CAGAUCUCGACUCAUAGCGGCGGAGCACGGGCAGGGAGCAGCGCGCAGGGAGGAGGACCUAUGUCGAUUCGCCAAGGUGCCUGGAAAAUUGAAGGCAACGCUGCAGGAGACAGCUUUAAGAUUUUUUGGGGCCUGCCAAUUAGGUCUCGUUUCAGGGUCGAUUAACCCGUGUUUUUAUUCACUGUGAAAUAGAGCCCGUUAUUUAUCCCGCAAGAUGGGUAAUAGGGGAAUGGAGGACUUGAUUCCUCUGGUAAACAGACUGCAGGACGCCUUCUCUGCCAUCGGACAAAAUGCCAACCUGGAUCUUCCUCAGAUCGCAGUGGUUGGCGGCCAAAGCGCCGGGAAAAGCUCGGUUCUGGAGAACUUCGUCGGGAAGGAUUUUCUGCCUCGCGGCUCUGGUAUUGUCACUCGGCGCCCCCUGGUGCUGCAGCUCAUCAACUGCCCUACUGAAUAUGCUGAGUUUUUGCAUUGCAAAGGGAAGAAGUUUACAGAUUUUGAUGAGGUUCGUCAGGAAAUUGAGGCAGAGACGGAUCGUAUCACUGGCCAAAACAAAGGCAUUUCACCGGUCCCUAUCAAUCUACGCGUCUAUUCACCUCAUGUUUUGAAUCUCACUCUUGUGGACUUGCCUGGUAUGACCAAAGUGCCGGUUGGGGACCAGCCACAUGACAUCGAGUUUCAGAUCAGGGAUAUGCUAAUGCAGUUCGUGACUAAGGAGAACUGCUUGUUGCUGGCUGUGUCUCCUGCCAACUCUGACCUGGCCAACUCAGAUGCCCUCAAGAUUGCCAAGGAGGUGGACCCUCAGGGUUUGAGAACUAUAGGUGUGAUCACUAAAUUGGAUCUAAUGGAUGAAGGAACCGAUGCACGUGACAUCCUGGAGAACAAGCUUCUUCCUUUACGCAGAGGUUAUAUUGGGGUUGUGAACCGCAGUCAGAAGGACAUUGAUGGCAAGAAGGACAUCACUGCUGCAAUGGGGGCGGAGAGGAAGUUCUUCCUCACCCAUCCAGCCUAUCGACACCUGGCUGAUCGCAUGGGGACUCCGUACCUGCAGAAAAUUCUUAACCAGCAAUUAACUAACCACAUCCGAGACACUCUGCCAGGACUGAGGAACAAACUUCAGAGCCAGCUGCUCUCCAUCGAGAAGGAGGUGGAGGAGUACAAGCACUUCCGCCCCGAUGAUCCUUCUCGCAAAACCAAGGCUCUGCUGCAGAUGGUCCAGCAGUUUGCGGUGGAUUUUGAGAAGUGUAUUGAGGGUUCGGGAGAUCAGGUGGACACGGUGGAGCUGUCUGGAGGUGCGAGGAUCAAUCGCAUCUUUCAUGAACGUUUCCCCUUCGAGCUUGUUAAGAUGGAGUUUGAUGAGAAAGAGCUGCGCAAGGAGAUCAGUUAUGCCAUCAAGAACAUCCACGGUAUCAGAACCGGUCUGUUUACUCCAGACAUGGCCUUUGAGACUAUUGUUAAACGGCAGAUUGCAAAGAUCAAAGAGCCAUGUCAGAAAUGUGUGGACCUUGUCAUCACUGAGCUGGUCAAUACAGUCAGGCAGUGCACCAAGAAGCUGGCUCAGUACCCCAUGCUUAGAGAGGAAAUGGAGAGGAUUGUCACCCAGCACAUCCGAGAUCGAGAGAGUCGCACUAAGAAUCAGGUCAUGUUGCUAAUUGACAUUGAGUUAGCCUACAUGAACACUAAUCAUGAGGAUUUCAUCGGUUUUGCGAAUGCUCAGCAGAGAAGCAGUCAGAUGAAUAAGAAGAAAGCCGCUGGCAAUCAGGAUGAGAUAAUGGUGAUCAGAAAGGGUUGGCUGACCAUCAAUAAUAUUGGCAUCAUGAAAGGAGGAGCGAAGGAAUACUGGUUUGUCCUGACCGCUGAGAAUCUGUCCUGGUACAAAGAUGAUGAGGAGAAAGAGAAGAAGUACAUGCUGCCAUUGGACAACCUGAAGCUCAGAGACAUAGAGAAGAGUUUCAUGUCCAGCAAGCACGUGUUUGCUCUCUUUAAUACAGAACAAAGGAACGUUUAUAAAGACUACAGGCAGCUUGAGUUGGCUUGCGACACUCAGGAGGAGGUGGACAGCUGGAAGGCGUCCUUCCUACGUGCUGGAGUUUACCCAGAGCGCAUCACUGAUAAAGAGAAGCAGAGUGAUGCUAGCGAGGAGAACGGCUCAGAUGGCUUUAUGCACUCCAUGGAUCCUCAGCUUGAGAGGCAGGUGGAGACCAUCAGGAACCUUGUGGAUUCCUACAUGGCCAUUGUCAACAAGACUGUGCGGGACCUCAUGCCCAAGACCAUCAUGCAUCUCAUGAUCAAUAAUACUAAGGAGUUCAUCCACGCUGAGUUGCUGGCUAACUUGUACUCAUGCGGAGACCAGAACUCUCUGAUGGAGGAGUCAGAAGAACAGGCUCAGCACAGGGAGGAGAUGCUGCGCAUGUACCACGCUCUGAAAGAGGCUCUCAACAUCAUCGGGGAUAUCAGCACCACCACCAUCACCACGGCCAUGCCCCCGCCGGUGGAUGACUCCUGGCUGCAGGUACAAGGAGGACCUUCAGGGCGCAGAUCUCCCAUGUCUAGUCCCACUCCCCAGCGUCGGGCCCCGCCUGGGCCCCCUCGUCCAGGUGGACGCACCGCCCCAGGACCCCCUUCCGCUGGAGCGCCUCCUGUGCCAUCCAGACCUGGAGCCUCUCCUGACCCCUUCGGCGCCCCCCCGCCCCAGGUCCCCUCUCGUCCCAACCGCGCCCCACCGGGUGUCCCAAGAAUUUCUAUCAGUGACCAAUGAGGAGUUACGCAAAUGGUAUGUCCGACAUAUUGUCUGUAUGUGACAUCACACCGUCCUUGCAUGGAUCCAUCUUUAAAUGUGUUAACAUCUGUCAUUCACUAGAUAUGAUUAUACCAGGUUAUCUAUUACUGUCAAUUCAUAAUUUAAACUAUGCUUAAAACGGUCUUUUAAUUGUAUAAGGAAGAGAUACUUGUCUUAGAUGUAUUUUAUAGAUUUACUUUCUAGCAAUAAUUGUAUUUAAGUUAACGUGUUUUUUAAACAAUAAAUAAUAAUUGAAUAUCUUUUUUUUUACUAUUUAAUGUCAUUGACUUAAAUACAAAAAGUUGUAUUUAAGUAUACUAUAAAAUACUAUUAUUUUUUGUAAUUUGUAAUUAUUCUGUUUUAUUGUUAGAUUUAAUUUAGCAGUCAUAAUUUCAUUUCAUUUAGGCAAUAUAUACUUUUCUUAAUACUUGGAAUGUGACAUGCCGUUUAUGUUGUCGUGUGAUGUGUGUUCCUGACACAUUUUCACUAUUAUAAUUUAGUUUUAUUUAGGUAUUUUUCACAGAAAGUAUGAGACUUAACAUGCCAAAUGCUCUGCUAAUUCGCAUAUAGCUUACUUGUGAAACAUCAAGCCCGUGUAAAUCGGAUUAAACAGCUUCAGUCCAAGUUGCAUUGUAACUAAAUUAUAAGGAUUUAUCAUUCCUAUGUGUGUUAAAUAAUGUGACAUUAGUAGUUCACGAAUCUCUGACGAAUCCACCUUGUGUGUCGUACGGUAUAUUUUCACUUUCAGAGUUCAUUGUUACUGCCUUCGUCUUCAUAUUCUUUUGUGUUGUUCCUAACUGUGUCUUUUCCCCUGUUGUCUGCCUGUCCUCCUGUUCAUACGUCCGCGUCCAUCAAUCUGUGUGUUGUCAUCUUUGAAGUCGGAGAGCGCCAGCCUCCCCCACCAGAUCCUACAGAGACUCGCUCGCUGAGCUUUAACACUGGCGACCGGCAGACAGAGGAAAACCACUGACCCCUCUGCCACUGUAUCACACGCAUGCACGCAAGCACAGUCCGCAUACGUAUCACAUGUUUACUUGAAAGAGCGCUUUCGCUCUUCUAAAAUGACACAACGGGAAUAUUAUAUAUUGAUCUAAUAAUUGUAUACCGUUCACAUUCACAUGAGCGUAGAUGUGGUGCCAUUGUAUUCCAUUACCAGCAUAUAUCCUGUAUUUAGGAACGAAGAACACUAGUUAUGAAACUCACAGGGAUUGUCCACGCACCAGCCUAUGUCACUGUCUGCUUCUACUUUAUUGACAUGGACGCUAGGGGACACUGAUACAUUUUUGCCUUUAUUAGCAACAACCAAGCCUUAACCAGCAUCUGACCAGUUUUUAACCCCUGAAUAAAAGUGACCUGCAUGUUUUUCUUUUACAUUUUCAUGUCGCUUGUCCUACCUCUUCAUUAAAUUCUAUAGUAAAUUAUAACUAUAGUAUAUAAAUUCUUCAGUCAUAUUUUCUUUCUUAGCAAAUUGAUUUAAUAUGGUCCGUAUUAAUGUCUGAAUGUUAUAUCGCACCAUUAUAAGACUGAUUUACAUGAAAAGCAUUUAUAGUAAAUCAUACAAAUGUAUGCGAAAAUAUUCAGAACUGGUUUAAAAUAAUUUAAAAAAAGGCGUGUAAGAUGUGUGGUUAAAAAUAAAGUACAUUUUGAACGAUUUGUCAGGAUAAUUUGAACGUCUUUCCACCCAAGGAAAAAAAAAAGGCUAAAAGAAUUGUGAAUGGACUUGUUAAGGAAUCAGAAUUUAGAGAAAUCAGAGCUUGAAAAAUCGUAUAUAUUUUAAAAGAGAAAAAAAUGAUAAAUAAUAUUCACAUUUGUCAUCACCAUCACAUUCACAAACGCUAAUAUUAAUUUAAGAGAACGAAACAAGCUGUCAUACCCACUUGACCCAUUCUUCCUACUACCCAUGCUGUCAUUUCCCAAGCUUCUUUCCUUUUUUGGGGGGCUUUUAUUUGUUGUUCUUUUUAUCUUUUAGCCGUCCAAACAAAGGAAGCCCUUCUCACAGUGAGAAUCCACAUCCUUCAUUUGACUCUUAGAGCCAAUCGUCCUUCCUCCUCCUCCUCCUCCUCCUCCUCUCUUUCUGUCUCUCCACUGCCUCUCUUUCUCUUUCCUUUUCCUCUGACCAAGUGCAUCCUGGGAUUGCCGAAUGCCAAGAGUUACAGCAGCAGCAAACACAGACGAGGUGGCUGAAAGAAAAGAGCACGUUCCCUCUCUCUCUCUGUACUAUAUACACUAAUCACAUUGCAACGGGCGUCUGAAUAAUAAGCCCAGCGUGGACUUGUGUCAACUUAUGAAGUCACUACAAUGUUAAUUAUACUGAAGAUGCUGUGUGGUGUUUGUGUUUACACACUAGUCAAUGUCGACUUGAUCUAUAUAGAGGUGUCACACGAGCUAAAGGUGUAAGCUUACAUUCCUGUCUGCACGCAAGUAUACGGGAUAGUGCAUACACAAAAUAAACGUCGCCAUUUUUGCACUUGUUAUGUGGUACUGUGUGUGAAUGUAUUCUUCCUCAAAGUCUGAAUGUUAUUUGAUCCCACAGUGUUUGUUUUGGCCACAAUGUCUCCUGUAUUUUACCUAGCAAACUAAUAAUUCAUGUCUGAUUGAAAUGUACAUAUAUUAGAAUAUAUAUAUAUAUAUAUAUAUAUAUAUAUAUAUAUAUAUAUAUAUAUAUAUAUAUAUAUAUAUAUAUAUAUAUAUAUAUAUGUAUAUAUAUAUAAAUGAAGUGUCUGGUAUGAAAAAAGUCUCAGAAUUAUGUUCAUGAUGGUGCAAUUUAUUUAUUUAUUGAUGCAGUAGUGGGAAAUGUCCAACCAAAGAGAAUGGUUGGUGAAUCAGUUUGCCUGCGGUUUAAAUGUUGUCGAUCAAUAAGUUCAAGAAACCCUCAUACCCUGACACAAGCUUAAAUGGAUAUAGCAUCUGUUCUGACUGGUUAUGUGGUGAACAGAUUCUGUUACUGUGUUGAUGUGUAUUUGUUGUGCAUCUCUGGGAGUUGUGCUUCUGUUGCCUUGUGUCGACAUGUACAUUUACUAAGUAUAAAUAAUGAAGUCAUUGUAUUGAAAAUGAACUGAUUGUAAAAUACAGGUUUAUGGUUAGUAUGUGUGUGUAUAUACAUACUGUACAUGGAGGGGUCCGGAUCUCCACUUUGUAGUGGAACGGGUGUAUGUGAAUCUUACUGCUGCCGUGUGUAUCUUAUUGUGGUCUGGUGUCGUAAACUGGCCAAUGCUUUGUGAUGAAAUUAAAGUGUCUUUGUGUGGAAGAUGA